AUGGCCGUCAUAGAAAAAAUGGAGUGCUUUAACAACCUACUCCUCAAACUGCGGGAGGUCCACGAGCGAGAAGUGGACGGGUGGCAGAUAAAAAUUCAAGAGCUGUCCAACAAGAAGGGCUGUGAUACAAAGCGAAUGGAGGAAUUGUUCACCAAAAACCAGCAGAUGAAAGAACAGCAGAGAUUACUCACCGAUAACAUCAAGACUCUGGAAAACAGGCUGAGGGCAGGGCUGUGUGACAGAUGUACAGUGACUCAGGAGGUAGCCAAGAGAAGACAACAGGAGUUUGAAGCCUCAACGAUACAAAGCAUCCAGCACCUCACCGUACUGGCGGGAGAGAUGAACAACCAGAAAAGGGAGAACAAGGGACUUCGGGAUGAGCUCAAGAGUUUAAGAGCAGCACUCGAAGCUCGGAGUGAUGAAGGACUGGACCAGCGACUCUCCAUCCCUCCUCAAGCUCUCCUUCUUAGGAACUCUUCUUCCUCAACCGGCAGAGAAGUGAACCACAGCAGACAUGUGCUCCAUGCUCCUGUUCCCUGCCGUCCUCAACCAAUCAUGAGCUGCCCUGCUACUCUCCCCUGGCACUUAUCUGAAUCCUAUGACUGGGCUAGUGCGGUUGAUCUGGGGACCAGCCUGGUGGUGCAACCUCCUCUCAAACCAAACCCACUGCGCUUUCCCAACCUGAUCCCAACUAGCCAACAUGCCACCACUAGAAGGCAGGUUAGUAGCUCUUCCUUGCCCAAGCAGAGCACCUCUCAGCCCUCUGCCAACGAACCAACUACUCAGGUGUUCAGGUUGAGAAAUAUGUCAGAGCAUGUGGAGAAUCAUACUAAGCCCCGGGAGAAAAAGGAAAUCCCGACAUCUAAGACUGAGAGGGUCUCUGGUGAGCUUAGAGAGGCGUGUGAGGGGCCUCUGGACCUAUCAGAACGAGGAAAGUCCAAAUCCAGCCAAACGCCAAGAGAUGAUUCGCCCUUAGCCUUACAAGAUGGAGAGAGAGUACAAAGAAACCCUGACAAGGAUGUGAAAGUAAAUCCAUCUGCAAACGGACCAGUAUCAUCACCUUCUCCUGUCAUCCCUCCCUCGUGCUCCUUUACCCCACCAGCUGAACAAGACGAAGAGUCUACCAGUGACCAGAACCACAAGCAUGUAUUGAAAGAGCAGGAGCAGAAAGAGGAGCCGCAUGGAAUGAGUGACCAGAGCAACGAGAAGAAGGUGCCUGUCCUCACCAUAUCAUUGCGUCCAGUAGUGGUGCUGGAGACUCUGAAUUCUGCUCUACAAGAAUCCUUAUCAGCAAAUGGCAAGUCAUCGUACCCAGCAGUGCAGCCAGGAAGCAGCUCAGAUGAGCAGGACGAGGAGAAGAGGGUGACGAGACAAGAAAGCAACCAAGGCUGCAAGCGGAAGAGGGAAUCUGUGGAGACAGAAACCGACAGAGACUCGGAAACAGACAACCCUGUCAGCAAGACUCAGCCAUGGAACCUGGCUCAGCAGAGACAACUAACACCCAGUCUCCGCCGGCACCGACGUCGGAGGAGCAACUCUACGCUGCAGUUCUAA
This is a messenger RNA of Cottoperca gobio, 1554 nucleotides long. It is a transcript of the gene rbbp8nl, whose product is annotated as retinoblastoma binding protein 8-like. Gene Ontology annotation, biological process: DNA double-strand break processing involved in repair via single-strand annealing. Gene Ontology annotation, molecular function: damaged DNA binding. The transcript has 11 exons. The record is from RefSeq and is a predicted model, not a curated record. NCBI's taxonomy places the organism in Eukaryota, Metazoa, Chordata, Actinopteri, Perciformes, Bovichtidae. Bases 1 to 1554 code for a protein of 517 amino acids.